AUGACGGUUACAAAGCGAAAUGUCGUGGUGAUCGGUGCCACUGGCUCUCAGGGCGGAGCUGUGGUUGCGGAAUUACUGGAGCACCCUCGUCUAUAUAAUGUCCGGGCCAUUACCCGUAACACCACCAAGCCUAAGGCCCAGAAGCUCGCUGCUCAGGGAGUUGAACUCUUCUGUGCCGACUUAGAGAGUGGCAGAGAGGCUCUAACCGCGGCCUUCGCUGGUGCGGAUGUGAUCUACGCUCUGACUGACUUCUGGCAGAAGCAGUCGGCAGCAGCUGAGAUUGAACAGGGUAAGGCUAUUGCGGAUGCUGCUGCCGAAAUCACAACGCUGCAGCACUUCAUCUGGAGCGCUUUGCCAGACCCUGUUGCCCUAUCAAACGGCCAAUUCCGGAAUGUGCAUCACUGGAUGGGUAAAAAUAUAAUCACCGAGUAUAUCCAGACCCAGAAACCGGACCUGUGGGCAAAGACGACUACCGUUCUGUUCCCCAAUUACUUUGAGAACACUUUGACCGAUCCCCAGCGGUAUCUGCCUGUCAAGGACGCCAAUGGCACCUACAACCUCAGGUUCCCGCACAGCCCGCACACGGUUCUGCCCAAUGUGGCAAUCGGUGAUACCGGCAAGCUGGUGCACCUGGUCCUCGAAGCUGGCUCCACCUACUUCACCAAGACCAUCGCAUUCUGGGCUCAGGCGUUGUCUGAGGCCGACAAGCUCGCUGAGUUGGGCUCCUGCUACAAUGUUCCGACGGACUAUCACGCAUCCAGCUCUAGCGAAUUCCAGCAGCUUCUCAUGACCCGGGACGGCAUGUCGGAGGACAUUGCUUUGGAUUUUACCGAGCAGUUGCUGAUUUUUGAAAAGUGCGGAAAUGUCUACGCACGGGAGGAGUUUGUGCAAGCCAAGGACAUUCCUGGACUCAAACUUCAGACCUGGUCCGAGUUCAUUCGCCAGCACAAGCUGCUCUAA
Molecule: messenger RNA, 960 nt
Organism: Aspergillus piperis CBS 112811
Lineage: Eukaryota; Fungi; Ascomycota; Eurotiomycetes; Eurotiales; Aspergillaceae
Product: NmrA/HSCARG family protein
Exons: 5
Coding region: 1-960 (319 amino acids)
Source: RefSeq, a predicted model, not a curated record